CGCCAAGCCCAGAAAAGGGGCCGGACAACUUCCAAAGAGGCGGGAGAGGGAGUGCUCCAGUCCAAGCCUUUAUAUUGAGAAAACAACAUGCGACCCCCACACACAAGACUCCCUGGAGACAUAGAGCAGCAAGGACCCCAAACCAGAACACGCGCCGUGUAGAGCUCGCGUCCUUCACUUUUGGCCUCCCGGGAACACUACAAGCACAGGCUCAAGACAAUGGCGCCCCCCAACCCUUGCCUCCGAGUGCCCGCCGCGGUUUCUGUCCUGACCGUCCUGCUCGGCUUCCUCCUCCUAGUCCAGGUGUCCUUGGCUUCAGGUACUUCAGAUAUAUCAGCAUAUAAUAUCACCUGGAAAUCCAUUGAUUUCAAGACUAUAUUGGAGUGGGAGCCCAUACCAGUCAACCAAGUCUACACUGUUGAGAUAAGUGACAGAUGGGGAGAUUGGAAAAAGAAGUGUUUUCACACAAAAAAAACAGAAUGUGAUCUCACAGAUGAGAUGAGAAAUUUAAGGGAAACAUACAUUGCUCGAAUUCUUUCUGAAAAACCCAUAAAGUCAGAUGGGGAUCCCGAAGAAUCCCAGCAUGCCAAUGCACCUUACUUCACACCUUACUUAGACACAAACCUUGGGCAGCCAAGAAUUCAAAAUUUUGAACAAAAUGGUACAAAGUUGAAAGUGACAGUUCAAGAUUCCAUUACACCAUUUAGAAUUAAUGGGAACUUUCAAACUCUCCGCCAGAUUUUUCAACAGGACCUAACUUAUAUACUUUAUUACUGGAAGGCUUCAAGUACAGGAAAGAAAUCAGUAAGGACAGACACAAAUGAAUUUUUGGUUGAUGUGGACAAAGGAGAAAAUUAUUGCUUCAACAUUCAGGCAUUCAUUCCAUCUCGGAGAGCAAAGCAGAAGAGUCCUGAAAGUGAAAUUCGUUGUACCAGCCAAGACAAAGUUGUGUUUAAAGAAUUGUUUUUCAUAAUUGGAGCUGUACUUUUUGUCAUCAUCAUCCUCGUUAUCAUCCUCUCUGUGACACUACACAAAUGCUCAAAAGCAAGAGCUGAACGAGACAGAAAGGAAAAUGCACCUCUUAACUUUGCCUGAAGGAGGCACCAUUACUACCACUGUUGACUACUACAGAAGCUGUAUCUUACUGUGAUGGGAAAGCUGAUGGUACUUGGAAGAAAGCACAAUUCUUGGGAGAAUCACUAUGGGAGAUCUUGGGAAGAUAGCCUUUGAGUUCAAAGGGGGAAAAGGAAAUCUUGUUUCUCUAUUUCUUACUGUACACAUCAUUCCUGUUUAGGUAUCUCCCUGACUUCGGAAAGCAGUGAAUGGUACAGCCAGUUUCUCAAAUUUUAUUUUAUUUUACUUUUUAACACUAUCACUCUUGAACUUGUUAGAUGUUUAGAUUCCAAAAUCUUCUUGCAAGUUGAAAUCUGGUCCCCAGGCCUUUGAAGCACUGGGUGGAAUUUGGAAGAGUCAGUGAGAGGCUGACUUGAAAUCAUGCAAGAAAGCAGCCCAUGUCAUGGGUAGAUUUAUUUCUAUCCAAUGUCAGAUCUUAAUUUCUGUAUCCUGUAAGUUUGGAAAGGCAGAGGUUUUCAGAGCUGCAUUUUUACAAUAAGAUUUGUGGUGUUUAUGCAGGUCACAUUCUUUCUUUUCCUAUUUCUGCCACUUUAAGUACAGGAAAAGAAAAUUUAGACAGGAGGGGAAGGAAAACCCUCCAUUUGCCUAAAAGUGUCAGCACAACUGUUUGCUAUUGCAAAUGCUGCAUCAAAACCAGACUGACAUAAAUGUGUUUGUUACGAACACUUUGAAACCAGUGGCCUGAGUAUUGGGUACCAUUCUAAUAUGCCAUAAGGUUUAGCACUUUAACAGUUCUAAAUAAUAUUACUUAAACACUUGACAGAUAUUCUAUUUUUUAUAAUAAGAAUACUUUAUAAAUGAACUAUCUCAGUUAUGAGUUGAGGUACUUUAGGCCCUCAGGGUCCAUUAUGUGUGUUUUCUGUGUUUAUGGAAAGGUUUUAUAUUUGGGGAUUUUCUAUUUAUGUCUAUAAUAUAUAUAUUUGUAUAUAUUGCAAUAAUUUAUUUAA
Sarcophilus harrisii (Tasmanian devil) is the source of this 2081-nucleotide messenger RNA. It is a transcript of the gene F3, whose product is annotated as coagulation factor III, tissue factor. Gene Ontology annotation, molecular function: protein binding. The coding region runs from base 220 to 1095 and encodes 291 amino acids. Gene Ontology annotation, cellular component: membrane. The transcript is spliced from 6 exons. Gene Ontology annotation, biological process: blood coagulation. The record is from RefSeq and is a predicted model, not a curated record. NCBI's taxonomy places the organism in Eukaryota, Metazoa, Chordata, Mammalia, Dasyuromorphia, Dasyuridae.